UCCCAAGGCCAACCACACAUGAAUGUUCCUUCAACCUUAAGAACUUGAUCAUCAGCUUUCCUUGAAUUAUAUAUAGAGGAAUUCAUAGCAAACAUGUCCAGAGUUAUAUCAUCCAUAGUUCCCUUUCAAAUCUUUGUAGAAAAAGCCUCAUUCCAUUGAGUCCAUCAAUCAGCUAUCAAGUUACCUCAAGAUCAUUUGAUAUUGUAAGCAAGAAUUAUUGUACAAACAAUAGAGAGAAUUCAGCUAUGGCAUUUGAGAAAGAUCUUAACCUUGAUGCUACCGCGCUCCGACUAGGCCUGCCGGGCACCUCUGAGGAGCAAACAUCUGCAAGUGGUAAGAGUAACAAAAGAGCCUUGCCUGAUAUGAAUGAAGAAUCUGUUUCUGGUGACAAUUCUAAUGUGGCAGAUGCUAGGAAAUGUGACCAGGAAACUGCUCCACCAUCCAAGGCACAAGUUGUAGGGUGGCCACCAAUCCGAUCUUACAGGAAAAACUGCCUCCAACCAAAGAAAACUGAGGCUGAAGCUGCUGGGAUCUAUGUCAAAGUUAGCAUGGAUGGAGCUCCUUAUCUUAGAAAGAUAGAUUUGAAGGUGUACAAGGGCUACCCAGAAUUGCUCAAGGCCCUCGAAGACAUGUUCAAGUUCAAAGUUGGUGAAUAUUCAGAGAGGGAAGGAUACAAUGGAUCAGAAUUUGUACCCACCUAUGAAGAUAAAGAUGGUGACUGGAUGUUGGUUGGAGAUGUUCCAUGGGAAAUGUUCACAAAUUCCUGCAAAAGGCUGAGGAUAAUGAAAGGAUCAGAAGCAAGAGGGUUGGGUUGUGUUGUAUGAACAAAAUUGGCAGUCUCAAAGCCAUUUACAAGUGAUGGAGAAAGAAAUUAAUCCGUUGCUCACAUGAAGAGAGAGAAGAACCCUUCAGCUAUAAGAUCCAAACGAGUUUUCUUCUUUGUUGAUUGGCAACAAAGAAGUUUGAUAGGAUUUUGUCAAAGUUUUUCAUGUAUAGUUUGCUCAUGUUUUCUCCUUAUGGAUUUUGUACAAAGGAAAAUAUAUGAAGUCCAUGAUAAGAUUUUCCUUUUUUUUUUUCCAUGAAUUAUGUAUCAAAGGGAAAAUUAUCUUAUUGAAAGGAUAUAAAUCAAAAUACCCUUUUUUUCUU
This is a messenger RNA of Theobroma cacao (cacao), 1146 nucleotides long. RefSeq names its product auxin-responsive protein IAA4-like. Gene Ontology annotation, cellular component: nucleus. The record is from RefSeq and is a predicted model, not a curated record. Gene Ontology annotation, biological process: regulation of DNA-templated transcription. Lineage: Eukaryota; Viridiplantae; Streptophyta; Magnoliopsida; Malvales; Malvaceae.